UGAAACUGUAUCAAACUAUAUGUGACCUGACCGUAACAAUUAAACUCUACCAUUGAAUCGUUUUAUAUCUUUCUUCAAUUUUAUGUUUGUUUUAUUUUAAGUACACCUAAACACAGUUACAGCAGGUAUUGAUCAGCAUUUUAAAAGUAAUCCAUUGAAGUGUUUGCAGUACGACGGCACACAAUUAUAUGGAUACAAUUUGAAUAAAUGUACGCCUGUUGGUAGAUGAUUUCUUCGUUUCAGCUUAUGUUGAAUGAACAAAAUAAAGCGGCUGUAGCAUCUAUUAACAGAUGUUUUUAAAAAAGGUUUUAUGACAAGUCAUGUAUAUAAUCAUCAUUUAAAGCUUGAUCCACUGCGGACAUGUUCUUGCCUAAAAAACGGAAGGAGGCAAAUAGGCGCAUUAUAAACCAAAAUUCAGCUCUCCGACUCUUGCUCUCAAACAAUACAUGGAUAUGUAAUUUUGUAAGGCUUCUGCUAUAUAAAUAACUGUGAGUACUGCUGGAACUUUGAAAUAACACAAACAUCAUAAGAUAAUAGGUAAGGGUAGAUUUCAAAUACAAAUACGCGGGCAAAAAUUAACCUUUACCGCAAGCGGGGAAUGAUGGUAACUAUUGUUUCAAUCACUGAAACUUCUUAUGUUUUCUAGCGGAAAUCGGUUUCCUUGUUAUAAAAGAUUUGUAAAUAAACGCUUAUAAUAUCAGCAAAAAGGAAAAAAACAAAGAGUAUGCGAGUAUAAUAACUAUUGCGCAACUCUUAAACUAUAUUGUAAUGUCCUAAUAUAAUAGUGUAGAUAAACUUUUUUAAGUACAAUUAAACACAAGACAUUUGGACUUUAAGAGCAGGAAGAUAUUCUUCAACAUAAGAUAUAAACAUGUUUAGUAUUUACACUGUUAGUACAGGUCAACAUUGUAAACUAUAAAAGAUAAUUCCACCAUAUAAUUUGACCUAACGCAUCGUUCCUAACCUUGUAAACUGUGAAACCGGUAAUCUUACCCAACGCCUAUGAAUAUUAACAUCAACUAAUUUACAUUUUUUUUAAUCUACUGCUGUUUAUUGGUUGCAUAAACCAGGCGGGGGCGUGGUGAUUUACAAAUACUGUGGUUGAAGUAUUGUGCCAUAUACUAGUAACUGAAAAUCGGAAUAAAUAACUGCUGAGAAAUAAUGAACAAGAAAGCAUUGUUAUAUCGAUCGUGCUUUGUGCUAUUUAUAUCUACAUUUUUGUGGAUUCUGAUGGCCUCAGUGGUUGACAUACAGUCUCCGUUACGCUACGAACCGAGUCCAUUCCAACGUGAUGGAAGUGACGUCAUAGAAACGGAAUACUUCGACGACAACAAGACGGAUGCCCGUCCCCAGGAAGAUAAUUAUGUAAUUACAGGGGAAUACAUCUGUGAUAAUAUUAACAAACAAUUUAUUGUAAUUUUAAUACCGUCGUUACCGAAAGAAAUUGGCGUAAGGAAUAUAUUACGAAAAACAUGGAUAAAUGCUCUGAAAACGAAUUCUUGGCCUAAUGAGAAACUCGUGUUUGAAUUUAGGGUCGCUUUUAUCUUUGGAAAUGGUUACAGUGGUGAGGAAAAUGCGCUUCUUAAAGCAGAAAAGGAAGUUUAUGGAGAUAUUAUUCAAGGUGAUUUUAUAGAUAAUUUCAAAAAUAUUACAAGAAAAAUUUUAUUUGGUCUAAAAUGGGUUACAGAAUAUUGCCCUACAGCGCGGUAUAUAAUGAAAACAAAUGUUGAUACGUUUGCACAUAUUCCAAAACUUUUUAAUAAAAUACAAGCUUACAAUGAUAGCUUUGGUGGCAAAAUAUUCUGCCGACUUCAUGAAAACACAGUGCCAAGCAAAGAAGGAGAACUGCAGUUUGUUAAAACUACUAACCGUUUGCAAUACUAUCCGCCAUAUUGCGACGGAGCUGUUUACGUCAUUUCCGGAGAUGCUGUCCAACGAUUAGUACGUGCUAGUGGUCGUAUGCCAUACAUACCACUAGAAGACAUUUAUACGACUGGAAUACUAGCAAGGAUGGCCAAAGUAAAUCGUAUAAAUAUCUUGCCAAAGUUGAAUUUGAAAAAUAUACCAGAAUGGGAAUGUAUAUUUCAAUCUUCUGAGGAAAACGAUCUAGUGUACAUUGCAGACUCUGGUUAUAGGCCUAGUCAAGUUGCAAAAAUUUGGAAAUGUUUGAAAUAUGGACCUGACUUGAACGAUUACAUUAGAAGUAUUGACAUAGAACUUGUACUUAGCAGACUUGUUUAUUUCUUUGUCGUGUUAUUGAUAUUGCUUAAAUGUUAUUUUUAUUCAGUACGUACGGAACCGAAAUAAAAUUUAGUAAGACUUAGUUAUAAAACUGUACAUACUAUAAGAGAUAUAUUUAGUAUGAAUGAAUAGAAAAAAUGUAUUUUUAUACUGAAAAUCAUUCAUGAAGGACUUUCAUUAAACAGAUUUGCGUUUGUAUUUCACUUUGUUUUCAGAAUUAGUGGGAUUAAUAGUCCCAUACCUCUAAUUUGAACUUUAUCAGAAUUAAGUCCCUUUUUAACCUAGUUUUUUUUUUAUUAAAGUUUUUGAUAAAGUCAAAUAUCUCUGUUACUAUCAAAGCUUUUGACUUGAAGCCUACUCCAGGAGAAAUACUGGUCAUAAUUCUGAUUAUAUAUUUCAUUGAGUUUAGAACCUUUUAAUGGCAAAGCUCUAAGUCAGAGUUAAGCACUGAGAAAAGUCGAGCGUGCUGUCUUACUAAUAGCUCUUGUUUUUUAUGAGCUUUAAUGUAACUUUAGGUAGUUAUAUUAGUUUUUUAAUUAACGAUUAGCAACAACAUCUUGGUUUCAACGCUGUAAUUACAUGUACAUGUCAGUAGCAUACAAAAAUCUCUU
Mercenaria mercenaria is the source of this 2852-nucleotide messenger RNA. Its product is annotated as beta-1,3-galactosyltransferase 5-like. Gene Ontology annotation, molecular function: hexosyltransferase activity. Lineage: Eukaryota; Metazoa; Mollusca; Bivalvia; Venerida; Veneridae. The coding region runs from base 1162 to 2307 and encodes 381 amino acids. Gene Ontology annotation, cellular component: membrane. The record is from RefSeq and is a predicted model, not a curated record. The transcript is spliced from 3 exons.